Cercopithifilaria johnstoni is the source of this 807-nucleotide messenger RNA. The record is from the annotation of a GenBank genome assembly. Lineage: Eukaryota; Metazoa; Nematoda; Chromadorea; Rhabditida; Onchocercidae.
AUGGCCGAAACAUCGAAAGCAAAAGAUAUGAUCGAUUUAGAAUUGAUUAUUCGAAAUUGGGCUAAACAAAUUUUCGAUGUAACAAAAACACGUGAGGAAGCUAAAAUCAGCAAAAAAUAUUUGGAAUAUAACAUCAACUGGUCUCAUUUAUUGAACGAAUAUUUGGAACCACGGUAUACGGUAUCAGGAAUCGAUACACGUUAUGUUCGCCAAUCAAAAGGCGAACAGGUUUUAUUCAAAUCAACAUUUACAAAUAACACCGAACGAGAACAAGAGUAUACCUUCAAAACAGAGCGUUGUACGCGUAGUACUGCAACAAUUUCGAUCGAGAAAGGAGUAUGUCGUGGUAUGGAAAUGGAAUUGAAAUUAAAAACACCAUGUGAAAUUGUGGAAGCAAAUGCUGGCUUUCAUAAUGAAAUUAGCAUUGUAAACAUUGGUGAGAAUACGGUAGAAGAAGAAUUAACUUGGGGUGUUGAUAGUACCAUUAAGGUACCAGCAUUUUGUGAAACUGUUGCUGAAUUGGUCAUUCUUGAAGAUCAUCAAAUAAGAAAUUUUACAGUAGAUAGUCGUAUUUCGGGUCGGAUUAUAGUAACAGUGACGAAUUUGAAGGAAAAUAAUAGUUUGGUAACAAUUAUUGAAGGAAAAAUAGCAGAUAUUAUCCGCGGUAUCGCUAAUUAUUCAUCGCUUGGCUUCUCCGUUAAAGAUGAUAUUGUAUCGUAUACGACAAAAGGUACUUGUAAAUUCAAAUAUGGCGUCGAACAAAUUGUUAAAUUAAGAGAGCAUCCGAUCAGGUUGCCAUCCUUGUAA